Messenger RNA from Salvelinus sp. IW2-2015, 510 nucleotides. The record is from RefSeq and is a predicted model, not a curated record. NCBI's taxonomy places the organism in Eukaryota, Metazoa, Chordata, Actinopteri, Salmoniformes, Salmonidae.
AUGAAUACACCCCAUGUGCUGCAGAUUUGGGAAUGUGCAGAGAGUGGGUGGUGCCUAAUGGUAUACUCCUCCCACUCACGGGCGGUGUGAGAUGCCUGUUGGUUCCCCUGUGGGCGACGCCUCCUCACUGGCUUCUUUGACAACACAGCCAUGGCCACUGUGGGUGGGCCGGCACCCAUGCUGCCGGAGUUCCAGCAGAGCGCUGGUGUCAGGAAACCAUCGGAGGGGCCGUCUCGGUGUGCGCCCCAACAGGAAGGUGACGUAACUCGCCAUCCGGGUUACCCCAGGCUGGAGAUGCGGGGCGCCAUGCCUCCUCCGCCCAGACAGCCCACACAAAGGUUGUACAGAGCAGGAAUCCUGCAGACUUUGGCCAUCCUAUUCCUGACCGGGGGCAGGGAGUUUGUGACCAGCAGUGACUCAGUCAGCCAGGACUCUGCGGAGCGCACGCUCAUCGCAUGGGACUUCCAAACCAUUGCUAAGGUCUCCAAUCAGAUCUACCAUCAUAACUAG